Eurypyga helias (sunbittern) is the source of this 2076-nucleotide messenger RNA. It is a transcript of the gene CTNNAL1, whose product is annotated as catenin (cadherin-associated protein), alpha-like 1. Gene Ontology annotation, biological process: cell adhesion; Rho protein signal transduction. The record is from RefSeq and is a predicted model, not a curated record. The annotation marks the transcript as partial. Lineage: Eukaryota; Metazoa; Chordata; Aves; Eurypygiformes; Eurypygidae. The transcript has 17 exons. Gene Ontology annotation, molecular function: actin filament binding.
AUGUCCAGUCUGGGGCUCCUCAGUACAUGGGAAAACAUUGAUGUAGUGGAGCACGUGACAAAAGAGGAGAGAUUGAAGGAAGCGUGUUUGUUCCAGCUCAAGACAAGACCAGUGGCAGAGUUUACUGCAGUCUACAACUACCCAGCUAAUGGGCAGAUAACUACUCUUAUUAAUCACAAGGACAAACCAAAGCGUUCAGACAAGACUCUGCAAGCAAUUCAGCGAGUGGGCCAAGCAGUUAACCUGGCAGUUGCAAGAUUUGUUACAGUAGGUGAAACUAUUGCCAACGAAAAUCGUGAAUUGAAGGAGGAAAUGAGUGUUGCUUGCAUCGAGGCAAGGAGAGCAGGUGAAACAAUUGCACAGCUUACGGACGUGGCAAGUUUGGACCAUCCAGAAUCUGAUAGCCACAUAACAAUCUUUACAGACAAAACCGGUGUGGUAAAAGCUGCAAGGUCAUUGCUUGCUUCUGUCACGAAGGUGCUGGUGUUAGCGGACAGAAUUGUUAUUAAACAGAUUAUAACUUCCAGAAACAAGGUUCUUGCAACAAUGGAACAACUAGAAAAAGUCAGUAGUUUCCAAGAGUUUGUACAAAUAUUCAGCCAGUUUGGAAACGAAAUGGUAGAGUUUGCCCAUUUAACUGGAGACCGUCAAAAUGAUUUGAAGGACGAGAAAAAAAAGGCUAGAAUGGCAGCAUCUAGGGCUGUUCUUGAGAAGUGCACCAUGAUGCUCCUGACUGCUUCAAAGACUUGUCUGAGGCAUCCAGACUGUGAAUCGGCUCGUAUAAACAAAGAUGGAGUUUUUCAUCGGAUGAGAUUAGCUUUGGAACAGGUAAUAGAAAUUGUAACUGACUCUAGACCAAACGGAGAAAAUGAAAUGGCUCCCAUCAGUAUAUAUUCUGGCAUCAAAGAAUUCAAGAAUAAGGUGGAGGGUCUUCGUGAGAAUCUUUAUUUUCUCUCAAAAGAGAAUCUUUCAACGAUGCUGGAAGUUAUCCUGGAACAUACAGAGGACUUCACAGACUCUGCCUAUACCAGCCAUGAGCACAGAGAACACAUUUUGGAGCUGUCUAAACAGGCUAAAAUGGAACUAGAGCAGCUGGUUUCAGUGUGGAUGCAAGCUCAAAACCAGAAGACAAAGGAUCUCAUGGAGGACUUGGAAGUAGCCAUUUUGAAAACAUGCCAGUGCAUGAAUGAACUUAAAAGAGAGGUCCACAGUGCAGCAACAUCUCUAGCAGCAGAUCUACUAAAAUACCAUACGGAUCAUAUGGUUCUCAAAGCAUUAAAAAUCACAGGAGUAGAGGGAAAUCUUGAAGCUGUAGCAGAAUAUACUUGCAAGCUGUCAGAGCAGAAGGAACAACUUGUUGAGAUGUGUCGCUUGUUGAGGCACGUUUCUGGAACCGAGCCCCUCGAGAUUACUUGUAUGCAUGCGGAAGACACUUUUCAGGUCACUGGCCCACAGAUAAUUUCCGCUGCAGAAACACUGGCAUUACAUCCCUCUAGCAAGAUUGCAAAAGAAAAUCUUGAGGUGUUUUGUGAGGCCUGGGAGUCUCAGCUGAGUGACAUGUCUAUGUUGCUAAGAGAAAUCAAUGACGUGUUUGAAGGAAGAAGAGGAGAGAAGCGUAUCUACCUGUCACUGCCCAGACCGGGGAAGCAUAAUGCAAAUCUGAAGCCAUUAAAGCCGGUCAAACUAGACACUGAGGAGCAGGCGAAAAUUGCAAAACUUGGGUUAGAAUUGCAUCUGCUCACAUCCGAUGUGGAUUCUGAGAUGGAGAAAUGGGAGGAUCAAGAGAACGAGGUUGUGCAGCGCGGACAAGGCAUGUCAAGUAUGGCCUACUCCAUGUAUUUAUUCACCAGAGGAGAAGGACUUCUGAAAACUACUCAAGACUUAUUUCAUCAAGCAGAGAUUUUUGCUACAGAGGGCACAAAGCUUGCUUCAGCUCUUCAUGCCUUUUCUGAUCAGGUACACGACGAUGACAAACCUUUGCUUCUAUUGGAGGCUGAAAAACUGAUCUCUCUGUGCAAGCAGCUCCAGAUAACAGCUAAAGCUUCCGUUCAGGGUAAAAGUGCUACAUUUGCAAAG